Messenger RNA from Microthlaspi erraticum, 2082 nucleotides. Lineage: Eukaryota; Viridiplantae; Streptophyta; Magnoliopsida; Brassicales; Brassicaceae. The record is from the annotation of a GenBank genome assembly.
AUGCCAGAGGAGAGUAACCUAAACUCCAAAGACAUCUCCACCACGAUGAAUAGAGAGAAUCUUAGGGAAAAGAUUAACGCUAAUAAAGACAAAAUUCCAGAACAUGUUUUAAAAGUCAUAGAAGAAGAGCUUACAAAACUGCAGAGUUUAGAAGCCACUUCAAGCGAUAAUGAUGCCACCUAUAACUACCUUGAUUGGUUGAUCGUUUUGCCUUGGGAAAAUUUCAGUUCUGAGAAUUUUGAUGUCCCACGUGCAAAAAAGAUUCUGGACGCUUUUGGAGCUAACAAACAUCAAAAUCAGGAACUGGAUAUUCAUAAACGUCUGGAGUUGACGCUGGGAUUGGUUGAAAAACAAGUGGAAAUUAACAAGAAGGAGAAAUAUCCACUUUGUGAAGUCGAUUGUGGCGAUUCCUCUAGCAAUUAUGAGUAUCUUGAAUGGUUGACCGUGUUGCCUUGGGGGAAUUUCAGUAAGGAGAAUUAUGAUGUCCUACGCGCUGAAAAGAUGCUUAACGAGGAACAUUACGGACUAUCCGAUGUAAAAGAAAGAAUACUAGAGUUUAUUGCUGUGGCAAGUCUUAGAGGCACUUCACAAGGGAAGAUCAUUUGUCUCUCGGGACCUCCUGGAGUAGGAAAAACAAGCAUUGGGCGUUCUAUUGCACGUGCUCUUGACCGCAAGUUCUUCAAGUUCUCUGUUGGAGGACUAGAUGAUGUUGACGAGAUUAAGGGUAAUCGUCGAACAUAUAGAGGUGCCUUGCCUGGCAAGAUGGUGCAAUGUCUAAAGAGCGUGGGAACAGAAAAUCCUCUUGUUCUCAUCGAUGAGAUUGAUAAGCUUGGACGUUGCCGCAGUGGAGACCCAGCGAAUGCGUUGUUGGACCUUCUCGAUCCACAACAGAAUGCAAAUUUUACAGACGACUAUCUCAAUGUGCCUAUUGACUUAUCAAAGGUUUUGUUUGUUUGCACAGCAAAUGAGACAGAUAAAAUUCCGGGUCCUCUGCUAGACAGAAUGGAGGUGAUUAAAAUCGCAGGGUAUCUGACUGAUGAGAAAAUGCAUAUUGCAAGACACCAUUUGGAGAAAACAACAUGCAGAGAUUGUGGGAUUAAGCCUGAACAGGUUGAUGCCAGCGAUGCAGCUCUUCGUUCGUUGAUAGAAAAUUACUGCAGAGAACCAGGAGUUAGAAAUCUCCAGAACCAUAUUGACAAGAUUUACCGCAAGAUUGCUCUCAAACUAGUACGAGAAGGAGCAUCACCGGAAACUCCUGCAGUUUCUGUUGAUGCUAGUGACACUUCUAAAUCUUCUUCGGCCAAGACCAAUUCAGAAUCCACUGGGAAUUUAAAAACUGAGCAGAGCGGAGCGGUAGCUGAAACAGUUGUAAAGGUUAUGAUUGAUGAAUCAAACCUUGCAGAAUAUGUAGGCAAACCAGUAUUCGACGCAGAGAAGAUCUACGAGAAGACACCAGUAGGGGUUGUAAUGGGUCUAGCUUGGACAUCCAUGGGUGGCUCACCAUUGUACAUAGAGACAACCUUUGUAGAAGAAGGAGAAGGCAAAGGUGAUCUUCGUGUAACGGGUCAGCUCGGGGACGUGAUGAAAGAAAGCGCAGAGAUAGCCCACACGGUCGCCACAAGGUUCUUGCUCGAGAAAGAACCCAAGAACCGGUUCUUUGCGAAUUCUAAGCUUCAUCUACAUGUUCCUGAUGGAGCCUCCUCUAAAGAUGGUCCAAGCGCAGGCUGCACAAUGAUCACUUCGUUGCUAUCACUUGCCAUGAAGAAGCCUGUGAGAAAAGAUCUUGCUAUGACCGGAGAAGUCACCCUAACCGGUAGAAUUCUUCAAAUUGGCGGCGUUAAGGAGAAGACUGUCGCUGCGAGACGGAGUCAAGUGAAGACUAUCAUAUUUCCAAAGGCUAACCGUCCAGAUGUUGAUGAGCUCCCGGAAAACAUGAAAGAAGGGCUUGGUGUUCAUUACGUCGAUGAAUAUGAGCAGAUUUUCGAGCUAGCCUUUGAGAACCACUUGGGAUCUCCUCUGUUAAAUAAUGGAAGGAAACUGAAAAGUCUCCUUUGGGAUCUCGUGUGUUCUUGUUUUCACUAA